Messenger RNA from Cladophialophora yegresii CBS 114405, 1539 nucleotides. RefSeq lists its product as uncharacterized. The transcript has a single exon. The record is from RefSeq and is a predicted model, not a curated record. NCBI's taxonomy places the organism in Eukaryota, Fungi, Ascomycota, Eurotiomycetes, Chaetothyriales, Herpotrichiellaceae. Bases 1 to 1539 code for a protein of 512 amino acids.
AUGAGUGAUGGAACACGGUCGGCGACGACGACCCAGCAGGGACUCGAUGCCCAUCAGCAGGCCCGAGAUGUCGUCAAGUUGUUCCAGUGUGAGCACUGUUCAUAUCCGCUCCGUGAGCCUAUGACCUUGCCGUGUGGGAAUACACUAUGUCGCCCUUGCCUUCCGCCGCUCUACAAGCGAGAGAACAUCACGUACCCCGUGGUCGAGGGACGAUCAGAGGCCUUCUUAUGUCCUUUUGAGCCCUGUGGGUCGGAGCAUUCGGUCGGGGACUGCGCGACGGAUGUGACACUCAAUAAGAUAGGGGAUAUUGUGAAGACUUUCAUCUCCAGCUGCAAGUCAAAGACCCCGGAACUCUCGCUCCUGCUGGAAGAGAAGUUGAAUUGGCCACGAAUGGUGGAAAAUACGGUCGAAGUCAUGCCGCGGUCACGUGUACUGCACGGAGGACGUAUCGCGUCGACCUUUGCCAUGGCAGAUAUGGGCGAGUUGGACUUCCACUCCAGCGUAGCAUAUACGCCUAUCGAAAGAGGAGUCUCGGACGCCAUCCAAGCCGUCGAUGUGAAUGUCCUGGAGAAUCUGAAAGCGGCCAUACGGCCGGAACUCGAAUGUCAGGUCUGUUAUCAGGUCAUGCUGGAUCCAUCGACGACCUCAUGUGGGCACACAUUCUGUCGAAGGUGCCUUUCGCGGGCGAUGGACCACUCGAAUCACUGUCCGAUGUGCCGUCGUGUGCUGCCACUGGCGCACACACAGGAGACAGAGUCCAGCAACGGGAGGGUGACAGACCUCAUCCAGAAUCUAUUUCCCGAUUUAUUGACAGUACGAAAAGACCUUGCGGCACAAGAAGACAUGAUUGAUGAGGAGACGAAUUUACCGCUUUUCCCCUGCACGUUGGCAUAUCCUCGGAUGCCUACGUUCUUGCACAUUUUUGAGCCAAGAUACAGGUUAAUGAUUAGACGCGUGCUGGAGAAUGGCACGCGCAAGUUUGGCAUGUUAUCAUACAAAUCUCAGCGCGAAUAUCAACCAGGUGGCCCGCAUUGGCAGGAGUAUGGGACAGUCUUGUUCAUCGACCGUGUGGAAAUCUUGCCUGACGGUCGAAGCCUCCUGGAAACAAGGGGGUUAUACAAAUUUCGAGUUGUGGAAACAGCGGUGGUCGAUGGGUAUCUCACUGGGCGGGUACAGCGUGUGGAUGAUAUUAGCAUCCAUGAGGAAGAAGCAAUUGAAGCGCAGGAGACCAGUGUAGCUACGCCGCUGGAGGACGAUGAACUUGGUCGAAUCCAGCGAUUACCCACCCAACAACUUCUGGCAUACGGGCUCGAUUUCAUUCGACAGGCGCAAGGGAGGUCGGCGCGCUGGCUGCAUCAACGUGUGCUUGCCGCCUACGGCCAACCACCAGAGGAUGCGGCUACUUUCCCGUAUUGGCUCGCGAGUGUCCUCCCAAUCGCCGAGACCGAAAAGUACACGCUAUUGCCAGCCACGAGCGUGAGAGAACGGCUCAAGGUUACCGCCGAGUGGAUCCACCAACUCGAGCAAGCACGAUGGUAA